GUGCCUGUAAUAAGUCAAUAAGUCUGCAAGCCAGCAACUAUCCCGAUCGGCCAUAAUGAUUUUUGAUUUAGUGAGUUCAUGACCGUUUGACAAUCCUUUACCAGCGUUUCCUAAAGAUGGCACAUAAUAGGCAAAUGAGACCGUCUUCCGCAAAUUUUGUAACGCAAGAACAGUUAAAACAAAAUGUGCUCAACUUGGAAGAAACAGUGAAACAGGGUAACCAGAUAGUAGUUGAAGGAUUGGUAAUGUUGCAACGAAAAGUUAAUACUAUCAACUCUCAAGUUGAAAAAAGAUUAGGCCACGUAGAAGAUCAAGUCAAACAUUUUAAUGAAAGAACAAGUUCUCUAUAUUUACAAUUCAUGAGAGAACACGCUGGACAAGAGGCAAUAAUUCAUAACGAACAAAGUGCAUCACCUAUUCUCCACAGCCAGCAACAACAGCCAGUAGUGCAUAAUCAAGUGACUGAAGGUUACACAACCAUAGUUGAUACAUGUGGUCUGAUUCCUUUAACCGAAGGGCAAAUCAACAGAAUGGCACACAAUUCUACUUGUGUCGAGUUCAUUGAGCGUUUAGUGCUAGCUGCGUUUCCUGAUCAUUAUUUUGAAGAUCACGGUUUUGCUGAUAUAACGAACUUGCAAUUCAUUGGACUCUUUCAAAUCAUCGGGAGGUAUUUCGAAACUGCAAUCUUAUUGUCAGGGAAAAGAUUGAAGUUGUCGUUGCCUUGCAACUACGAGUCUAAAAUUGAGGUCGCCACCAUAAUGGAAAACGAGAUAAACCUAUGGAAAAGAGACAAUGGUUAUAGCAGAUCUGAGGAGCCAGUUAUCCCCAAUGCUCAACAACAAGACCGAAGUGGUAUUGACCGAGAAGUACGCGUAAUUCAAUUAAGUGAGAGAGAGCUGGAUGCACUUGCUUUCAGGGCGGAUAGUGUUGCUUUCAUCGGCAAAGUUACCAUAGCCGCUUUUCCAGCGAAUUAUUUUUUGAAGACGGAAAAUACACCAAUGUCGCUCAGUCCGCGACAACUCGAUGCAAUCUAUGAAAUGGUGAUAAAGAAGAUCUCCGAAGUUAAGCGACGUGGAAAGCCUAGUGUCCCGAUAUCGAAAGAAGCUGUUUUUCCAGUUAUUUAUCAGAAAAUCAGGAAUUUCCGCUUGGCUACCCGCCAUGUGGGACUUUAAACCAUUUGCUAAUGUUGUUUUUAAGUUUUUAAUUGAAGUUCGCGGAUGUUCGUUUUUAUUAAAUUGAUUCUCGUCUGUAGUGCAACCAUUGAGAUAUUCAAUUUUAAACCAAGAAGUGUUAUGACAACUCAGAAAUGAUUGAAAUACACAAGCACGUUUCUCGUUUCUUUA
Daphnia pulex (common water flea) is the source of this 1343-nucleotide messenger RNA. RefSeq lists its product as uncharacterized. The transcript has 8 exons. NCBI's taxonomy places the organism in Eukaryota, Metazoa, Arthropoda, Branchiopoda, Diplostraca, Daphniidae. The record is from RefSeq and is a predicted model, not a curated record. Bases 117 to 1172 code for a protein of 351 amino acids.